CGUUGUGGGACAUAAUUGAUAGGAGAUGGGAUGGACAAAUGCACACUCCUCUCCAUGUUGCAAGAUACUUUCUCAAUCCUCUAUUAUUCUAUAAGACUGACUUCCUGGAAAUUGAUGCUAAGAUCAAACAAGGCUUCUUCAAGUGCAUGGAAAAAAUGUUUCCUGACUUGGAAAAAUUUGAUGCGGCUACGAUAGAGCUGGAAAUGUACAAGCAUGCUAAGGGCUUUCUCUCUUCUAGGGCUGCUAUACAAAGCAGAAAGACAAUUCAACCAGCUGCAUGGUGGGCUACUUUUGGAGAUGAAAUACCAAAUUUAAGGUGGAUGGCGGUGCGUAUUUUGAGCCAACCAUGUAGCUCAUCAGCUUGUGAGCGUAAUUGGAGUGUGUUUGAACACAUACAUUCUAAGAAACGCAACCGCCUAUCACAACAACAACUGAAUGACUUGGUAUUUGUUCAUCACAACCUCCGCUUGAAGAUAAGGAAAGCUCAAGGUGAGAAUAUUAAUAUAUAGUUGCAGUUUUUUGAAUUGUAUUCACUAUUCAUUGGUUUUUCAUUUGUAAGGGAAACACUAAUUUCUACAUGGGCAAA
This is a messenger RNA of Cryptomeria japonica (Japanese cedar), 586 nucleotides long. RefSeq lists its product as uncharacterized. Bases 39 to 509 code for a protein of 156 amino acids. Gene Ontology annotation, molecular function: protein dimerization activity. The record is from RefSeq and is a predicted model, not a curated record. The transcript has 2 exons. NCBI's taxonomy places the organism in Eukaryota, Viridiplantae, Streptophyta, Pinopsida, Cupressales, Cupressaceae.